Molecule: messenger RNA, 1303 nt
Organism: Amaranthus tricolor (Joseph's coat)
Lineage: Eukaryota; Viridiplantae; Streptophyta; Magnoliopsida; Caryophyllales; Amaranthaceae
Product: ferritin-3, chloroplastic-like
Exons: 8
Coding region: 237-1034 (265 amino acids)
Biological process (GO): iron ion transport; intracellular iron ion homeostasis
Cellular component (GO): cytoplasm
Molecular function (GO): ferric iron binding; ferrous iron binding
Source: RefSeq, a predicted model, not a curated record
ACACAAGCUAAACACACGCUUCCAAUCUCCACCUUCCACGUGUCUCUCUAUCCAACGGUCCUAAUUUUAGACCUAGCUCCCUCCACAUGCCUUUAAAAAUCUUCUCAGUUCUCUAUUCUCUUCUUCCUAUCCUCAAGAUCUCAACUCACUCAUUCAUCUUCAAGCUCUGUCUUUUUCUCUUUCUGCACUAAAAUCCACUUUCUCUUUCUAGAUUUUCGCCAUUUUUUCUUCUCAAGAUGCUUCUCAGAGCUUCUCCAGCUUUCUCUCUACUUUCCAACAAUGGCGGUGUUGUUGACACACACGCGCUCUCGUCGGAGAAUUCUUUGAUAACUUCUCCGUCUUUUCUCCGGAUUCCGUCGGCCAAAAACCAUAGCAGUGGAUUUUCUGUCUUAGCUGCUGCUGAAUCUAACAGUCGUCCUUUAACUGGCGUCAUUUUUGAGCCAUUUGAGGAAGUUAAAAAAGAACUUUCUAUGGUUCCUACUGUACCUCAGGCUUCCAUUGCUCGUCAAAAGUAUGCCGAUGAGUGUGAAGCUGCCAUUAAUGAACAAAUUAAUGUGGAAUACAAUGUUUCUUACGUUUACCACGCUAUGUUUGCGUACUUUGACCGAGACAAUGUGGCACUCAAGGGUCUUGCUAAGUUUUUCAAGGAAUCUAGUGAGGAGGAAAGAGAGCAUGCUGAGAAAUUGAUGGAGUACCAGAACAUGCGUGGUGGAAGGGUGAAGUUGCAAUCAAUACUGAUGCCUCUCUCUGAAUUUGAUCAUGAAGAGAAAGGAGAUGCUUUACAUGCUAUGGAACUUGCCUUGUCCUUGGAAAAGCUUACAAAUGAAAAAUUGUUGAACUUGCAUCAUGUAGCUGAGAAAAACAAUGAUGUGCAAUUGCAAGAAUUUGUUGAGGGAGGCUUCUUAAAUGAACAGGUUGAAGCUAUAAAAAAGAUCUCAGAAUACGUUGCUCAGCUUCGGAGAGUUGGCAAGGGACAUGGUGUAUGGCACUUCGAUCAAAUGCUUCUUCGUGAAGGAGAUGCAGCUGCUGCUUAAAGAAGCGUGUGAUUUCUCAUCCAGAUUUUUGUCGACAUAUCAUUGGAGAUCAGAUCCAUCCAGCAGAAUUUGUGCAAUGUGAUUUUUCAGUAUCCAAAUCGGGUUGUUUUAUUCCAAUAAUAACAUCUACGCUAGGUAAUUCUACUCAAAAAGAAUGUAGUCCUACUUUCGGUUGAUUUAGCUGUUAGGAAAUUCCGAGUAGGAAGAAUGUAGUCGACUGUGCUUUCUUUGCAUUCUACCUAUAUAAUUGAAGGAAUUACUAUGCUCUA